This is a messenger RNA of Pogona vitticeps (central bearded dragon), 1077 nucleotides long. NCBI's taxonomy places the organism in Eukaryota, Metazoa, Chordata, Lepidosauria, Squamata, Agamidae. The record is from RefSeq and is a predicted model, not a curated record.
AUUUGUCAAGAACAUAUCCUGCCAAUUUUUUUAAAAAAAAAUCAGAUGACCUCCCUGUUAGAUGGUGGAAAUGCUGUAGAUAUGAUAUAUCUUAACUUCAGCAAAUGUAUCUUGACUUCAGCAAAGUCUUUGACAAAGUGCCCCAUGAUAUUCCGGUAUUGGUACAAAAUUCAUCUGGAAACAUUCCAAGUCCAGUACACAGCCGAACAAGGCUUAUUUUCUUUCAGUCCAGAAAGUAAAUGUUGUGGAUGAUUUUUGAAGCAACUCCCAUGAACAAAGCUAACUUUCUCUAUUGUUGCAACUUAGCACAUAGCAUAUGGACAGUUUGGUAAAGUAAGGAGUCCAUGAGUUCAGAGUAGAGCUAUCUUGUAAUGCGAAAGGCUUGGAAGGGCUUAGGACCUUUGGAUCUUGCUUUAGCAAAUCCUCUGUGGUGUGUCUGCAGAAGAUGAAAUGUAUACUCAGUGGUGGCUUGCUUUUCCCCUCCAAAUUAAGUCUUAUUUCAUUCUUCCCUUUGUAGAAAAUUUAAUAUUUUUCUUCAACAUCGAGGUGGUGGCUUACCUCCUCUUGGCCCACCUCUCUGCACCAGAGGUGUCCCCCGAUGACAUCAAUGUUGCCUCUAAAUUUGCAGGCAUCCUUGUUCUAUUACAGAAUGUAUUUGGGGGAUUUUCUUCCACACAGGACUCUAUAGUUGCCCUGCAAGCUUUGACCAAAUAUGCAGGCUUGACGUACCGUGAGAUAGAAGACCUAAAGGUCUUGGUGAAGUCCAGCAAGGAUUUCCAGCAUGAAUUCCAUGUGGACAAGAAGAACCGCCUGGUGCUGCAGAAGGUCUCUCUUCCAGAGAUCCCAGGUCAAUACAAGGUGGAGGUCUCAGGGAAUGGCUGUGUCUAUGUGCAGGCCACUCUUCACUAUAAUGAACCUCCUCUGAAAUCUGAUGCUUUUGCUCUAAAUGUGACAACAUCAUCAAAGGACUGCAGUCAGAAUUCCUUAAAACAGUUUGAUGUCUACCUCCAAGUGAGGUACUGCUCUGUACUCAAGUCUUAUUUGUCUUUCUGCUUUCUAUAAGAAACAGCACCCUGG